GGUAGGAGUUGUCAGCGGAACAGCAGCAGCAGCAAGCAUCAUCGGAGCCGAAUGGAGUAAUCACGAAGAUAUUAUUCCAGACAGCGUCUCUGUUACCAUUUAGAAACACUGUUUACACCGUUCAAACGUCGACACCAUGGCAGACGACCAGUCCUCUCAAUCCUGGUCCAUCGACAGGGAUGACUACGAACUCAAUGAGGUGAUAGGGAGCGGAGCCACUGCAGUUGUCCAGGCAGCAUACUGCAAGCCAAGAAAGGAGAAGGUGGCCAUCAAACGCAUCAACCUGGAAAAGUGUCAAACUAGCAUGGAUGAGCUGCUGAAAGAGAUCCAGGCUAUGAGUCAGUGCCACCACCCGAACAUCGUGUCUUAUUAUACCUCCUUUGUGGUGAAGGAUGAACUGUGGCUGGUCAUGAAGCUGCUCAGUGGUGGCUCAGUGCUGGACAUCAUCAAACAUAUCAUCUCCCGUGGCGAGCACAAGACGGGCGUGUUGGAUGAGGCUAGCAUCGCCACCAUCCUGAAAGAAGUCUUAGAGGGGCUGGAGUACCUUCACAAAAACGGGCAGAUUCAUCGGGAUCUGAAAGCUGGAAAUAUUCUCCUCGGGGACGACGGCUCGGUGCAAAUUGCUGACUUUGGUGUGAGUGCCUUUCUAGCAGCAGGAGGAGACAUGACUAGGAACAAGGUUCGGAAGACGUUUGUGGGGACGCCAUGCUGGAUGGCGCCAGAGGUCAUGGAGCAGGUCCGCGGAUAUGACUUCAAAGCCGACAUCUGGAGUUUCGGGAUAACAGCCAUUGAACUGGCCACUGGGGCUGCACCAUAUCACAAAUACCCACCGAUGAAGGUGCUGAUGCUGACUUUGCAGAACGACCCUCCCUGUCUGGAGACGGGCAUCACGGACAAGGAGAUGGUGAAGAAGUACGGAAAGUCCUUCAGGAAGAUGCUCUCUCUGUGUUUACAGAAAGAUCCAGAAAAAAGGCCAACUGCUGCCGAGUUGCUGAAGCAUAAAUUCUUCACAAAAGCCAAAAACAACGAGUAUUUGCAGGAGAGGCUUCUACAGAAGGGUCCAACAAUAACGGAGCGAUCCAAAAAGGUACGUCGUGUGCCCGGCUCGAGCGGUCGUCUCCACAAGACAGAGGAUGGCGGUUGGGAGUGGAGCGACGAUGAGCUGGACGAGGAGAGUGAGGAGGGCAAAGCUGCAGUCUUAGCUCUGCGGUCCCCCAGAGUGAAGGACGGGUCCCAGAAUAUGGAGCUUUUCCCACCAGCAGAUGGCUCCACACAACAUCUGCAGCCGCCUGGUGCUGCACAGGAGAGCCCCGCGAACGUGGGCCAGACAGGAGAGGAAGCUCCACCACAGGCUCCCGCUCAAACAGCGAGCCCCUUACAUGUACCCACUGCUCAGGAUCCAGCUGCAGCCAAUGCCAGUGUUCCCAUCAGCCUCGUCCUGAGACUGAGGAAUCCCAAGAAGGAACUCAAUGACAUCCGAUUUGAGUUCAUGUCCGGCAGAGAUUCUGCUGACGGAGUUUCUCAGGAGUUGGUCUCAGCAGGUCUGGUCGACGGCAGGGACUUAGUCAUUGUUGCUGCCAAUUUGCAAAAGAUUGUUGAUGAUCCUCAUAAUAACAAAAAUGUGACCUUUAAAUUGGCAUCUGGCGUGGAGGAGUCUGAAAUUCCUGACGAUGUUAAACUCAUCGGAUUUGCGCAGCUCAGCAUCAGCUAAGUCCAGCAGAGCCAUCAGCAGAGGACAGAAACUAAUGGUAUUGCACAGCUGCAUUGUAGUCAAUUCCAAGAAACCACUACUGCCAAAGAGAGGAGGAGGAAGAUGAUGAGGAGGAGGAGGAUGAGGAGGGGACAGGAAGCUGGCAGGAGUGUGACACUACUGCAGGAUGCAUGAGGACCACAUUGAGAGGGGGCUCAGUUCAUUACAGGAAUCACACUUGAAACGUUUACAGUGCGCUUAUACAGUAAAUGGGAGAAGUGAUGCAAUCAACUAUAUCAACUCCUAGUUUCUUUUUUGUUUUGUUUUUCUUCCUCUUCAUACAUAAGCACAAUCCAAACCAUCUCCUGCCAGUACUGGAAGUGAUUGCCUUUUUUUGUUUUGUUUUGUUUUAAUCAACUGUGCCACAAAACUCACAAGAGUGUCGUGCCACCUUUAUACGGCACUUUAUGCUACACUGAAAUUGAAAAGUGUAAAUUCAGCCUUAGUUAGUCAAACUUUAGAUUUUACCAGUGUUUGGUGAACAAAAAAAAAAGAGUCUCUCUCUGUGAUUAUUAGGUGUAUUCUAUAUACGCCUGUCUAAGAAAUCAAUCUCCCGUAACACUGACACAACUUAGAAACACACUGUAGCGUAGUUUUGUAAUUCUGUAAAUUCAGAUGGACUUUUACCGAGGAUAUAAAUCAAUUACCAGAUUCCUGUCGAAGGCAGCCCGAGGCGUGUGGUGUGGUGGUUUAGUCCAAACAUAACCAAAGAGUUUAGGCUCUGACUGCACUGCUGCAACCAUUCAAACACACACAAAUCGACUGUAACUGCUCUGUCCCGGAAUAACCGCAGUUACUUAUCGAUGGCAUUUUUCAAAGGUUUUCAAAGACAGGAUUAUUUUCACAGAUUGAGACCUGCCUAAUAUUCUUCUACUAUGCAAUAGGUGUUUUCUUUUCACAGCGUGUGACCGCUGGUUUCUAAUAAUGUUUCUCUUGGGUUGAAUAGAUUUGUUUUUUUGGGCUUGUACAUUGCUGGAAGUUCCUGAAGUCAACCAGCAGCUUUAGGAACCUACAGUGAGAAUUUCUCCUCACAGGCAAAAUGAACAUUUAACACGGCUACAGACAGACACAGGUAAUAAUUGCAUGUUUCUAUGUCACUGUGUAGAAAGGUCGUUCACCACAAGUGAUCCAACAGCUGUGAUGAGUCCUGAAUGCUGGCAAUGAGUGCCGAGCUGCUCUUGUUACAGGCCGACCAACAGUGAACUUCUGUGGAGGUGUGCACGCCCAAAAACUGAGAAUGUUCAACCAGAGUGAAAUAAAAGUUUAAAGGGGCAGUUCACCCAAAUUUCUAAAAGGGGAAAAAAAAAAGAUUUUGUCACUUGCCUUUAGUCGUGUUUGGCAGUUUUGGUCGUAUUUGGUUUUGAGUCCUUUGUCUCUGAGAUUUCUGCCUCCAACUUAAUAACAAUGGAAGUCAAUGGAAUGUUGUUUGUUGCCAUAUUAGCAGCCAGACCAAAAUAAAUUGGAAACUAUUGGAUAGAUUGCCAUUAUAUCAACUGCACUAUUCAAAGUCCCUGAAGGAUAAAUUCUUCUCACUUUGGCGAUUUCUUAAAUUUUCACUUUCGGUCUGGCUCAUGAUCCAGUAUCCUCAAAGCUAAUAUUUCCAUCGGCCUCAGCUGUACUUUGCUAGAGCUGCAAUGAUAAGUUGAUUAGCCGAUUGACAAAAUAAAUUGGCAACAAUUUUGAUUUUUGAAUAAUUGAUUUAGUUGGGUUUUUUAAGCAGAAAAGCCAAAAAUGUUCUGGUUUCUUGCAUCUUAUGCUUUUCUUUGUCCUACAUUGUGAUUAAUAGUUUUGAAUCUUUGAACUGUUGGUCGGAUAAAACAAAAUCUCUCUGAACAAAUUGCAAAAAAUAAGCGGUUUGGUUUCUGUUUGUUGUCAUGUUCAAAUGGGCAGGUUAACAGUUCACUCGGAGGGGCAGACACAUGGGCUGAAAUACUGUCUUGAAACCGACUGGCUAAAGUCCAAUGACAAUUUAGCUUCCUAUAAGUGUUUGUUAGUUAUAGAAAUUAACCGAAAUAACCAGUGGAAGAUGAAGUCUUGGCCCGAAUAUCCGCUAGUUACUCUGGAUCAGCCUGAAAUACUGGCCCUUGCCUGGGUUACGAGACUGGAUAACAUACAGUUUGAAGACCGAAAUAACACGGGGCAUGUUUCACUACUUUGACAUUUUAUUGACGAAACAAUAAAUUAAUUAAUCCAGAAACGAAUGGGCCGAUUUAUCGAUAACAAAAAUAAUCGUUACUUGCAGCCCUAGUGUGUAGUGCUAAUUAGUUAAUCUUAGCAUCCUAACACACUUAACUUCCAUUUAAGCUGCUAAACAUCUGCAUGUUAGCAUUGCUAUUAACUUGUUAGCGUGCCUAUGUUAGCCUUUAGCUCAGUACAGCCUCAUAGAGCUGCUGACCACGAACAACGAAACAAAAUUCCUUUACCUCCAUUGUAUCAAGAGGCAGCAGGAAUCCUAAAACCUGAGUAAAUAACACCAAAAUUAUCUGCAUGUCCUGACACCACCAGUCAGUCCCUCCAGGAUUUCGCAGGCUUUUUGGGGGGAAUUAUUGCAGCCUAAGAUGCCCGACUACAUGGCAGCUUUUCUAAAAGAGCUUUUCGGUGUGUUUUUUUUGCGAUUAAAUUGCGGGAGUAGAUUGUAAAACUAGUCGUAAAUUGUAGUACAAUUCAUUAAGGCAACUUGUACCAGUGAGAAUAAAACCGCACUGCUCUGAGUUUGUGAUUUAUACUACACAUAUGUUAUCACUAACCUGCGAAUAUAAACUCACCAUGAUUCUUUGAACAUGUACAGUUUAUCUGGAUGCAACAACCUUUGUCAUGUUGCUUUGUCCUGUCUGUUGUCGACACAUUUCUAGAAUCAAUUUGUCAAAGGAUGUCGUUUAUGUUCCACCACAACGUUGCACGCGAUGCAAAACAGAUUAAACCUGCUCUCUUGCAGAACAUCAGCCGUGCACAACCUUAAGCAGUAAUGUGAAACAAGUACAGAUAGUCGAAUAUGAUCUUUACUGAUUGCGAUACCUGAACUUUCAUAUUGGCUGAUACCGAAUACUGGGGAUGCACGAUGUUGGAUUUCUUGCCGAUAUCUGAUAUGCCGAUAUGUAACGACUCAUUUGUCCGAUAACCGAUACCGAUGUUGAUAUAUCCACUUUUUUCUCCACCUAAUUUUAGUGAUCAAGUCUCUUCUGUAGUGGAAUAAACAUCAUGUUAUGCAUGCAUACUCUUAUCAUGAUGGCCCACCAGCAGAUGGAGACAUGAAAUGCAGUAGUUUUCAAUGUAUGUAAAAUUAGAAAAAAACAUGUCGGCCAAUUCUGAUAUUUCAUUUUAAAGCCAAUAUUGGCCGAUAAGUUGACGUGCCGAUAUUAUCCUGCAUUCCUACGGAGUACCAAUCCAAUAUCGUGGUAUACUGCUGACCCUGUAUGGGUGUGAAAUAACUGCUAUCGUUGUAUUUACUAUCAGGUUAAACCCGAGAACACGAACAAACGCAUACAGAGAAUAAAUGCCUGCCACUUUAUUUUAUUAUCUAGUUUGACUGUCAGUCAAAAAAUAAUAAUACAAUCUUAGUUAUAAAUAACAUUUCCUUUAAAUAACGUACAUUGCAGCAACACUUGUAGUGCAGCACCAGCUGAACGUUCAGGGAAUCAAUUCUUCUUCGCUGCUUUAAAAAAAUAGUAGUUGCCAGUGGCUGUUCAGCGCAACUUGCUGUGUAGGCUGCCAUUUUAGAGCAACAAGGAAGAAUUGAUAUCUGGGUGUGAAACUGCUUCAGAGUUUAUUAAUAAAUUGUGUGAAAUUAUCAAAUCGAAUUAUCGCAUACUCGCAGAUACCUGAUCGGGCUUUGGGAAGUAGGUUUAUCCGAUCCUGAUAUUGGAACAACUCCAGAAACAAAAGUGAGUUUGGUGACGUGCGGUAGACUGCUAUGAUUGGCGGAGCUCACAGAGGAAGUUUCACAGAUAAUGGUUGAAUUUGCUUUAAUUGUUGCCCACCACAGCACCUUGGCAACAGUAGGCUUAUCACACAUUGGGUGAAGUGCUCCUUUAAACUUUACCAGAAGCCAGUUAUUAUUACUUAAGUUUUUGUGUCACUAGGCAAGUUGUUUUGACAGUACUGUAGUCUCUUUGCUUUCUAAGCACUCACCAACAAAUCACUGUCAUCACUCCCUGUGUAGCUGGUUGUUUUGUACCACGUGCAAAGGGCUGCGAAAAAAAAGCUCCUAGUUCAGGUACUGAUGUAAAUGGUGUAUGUAAAGAUGUUGUAAAUGUACGUAUGAUGGCAACUCCAUGCACUGUCACGCAAACAUCAUGAGGUUUGUAUGUAACAAUGUAGAUGCAUUGACUGUUUUAAGUGUACAUGUCAGAUAAAAGUAACAUUUUACUUGUAAAUAUAGCUUAAGGCGGACUGAGGCUCAUCAUGUUCAGUACACAGAGUUUAAAUUGUUUUGUAGUGUUUUCCACUGUUGGCCUUUGUCGGAGCGUCACUAAUCAUGCACAAAUGAUUUGUCCAAUUGGCACCUUAUUGAUAUGUUAACAUGCGUAUUUUCGGGGUUACAUGGGGCUUGUAGUCACACUCUGUGCUUUGUCAUGAUAUGCAGUUUUCUCACUGAAACCUGUCCGAGGCUAACGGAUAAAAUGUCAUUUCAAUAAGACGAGCGGCACAGGUUACACUUCUCUCUCCCCGUGUGCGUGUGAUUUUGGUGAUAAAAUGAUUGAUCAUCGAAGGCUUUGAGCUGAAAUUCACAUAGAUUUUUUUUAUUUUUUUUUUUAUUUAUUUCCCUUUUAUUGUUUACUCAUCAGAAAAAAUAUCAUUCUGCCUCCACGGAGACACUGAAUGAUUAGUAUUCAUUUUAGCACUUGAUUGGCAAGUAAAUUUUUCUUUUCUUUUUUUUUAUUUUUACAGAUCAUUACGUAUAUUUUUAAAAUAUGGUUGAUUAUAAGAUGUGUACAUCAACACAUUCAUAAUUUGAAGUGGAAAUUUUGUGAUGACUUGCAAGAGAUUCCUCGACAUGUAUAGAUUAUUGGAAAAUGUCAACACAUGCAAAUGAUUUUUAGUAGCUGAAUAAAGUCACAUGAUGGAA
This is a messenger RNA of Epinephelus moara (kelp grouper), 6815 nucleotides long. Its product is annotated as serine/threonine-protein kinase OSR1-like. Gene Ontology annotation, biological process: protein phosphorylation. The record is from RefSeq and is a predicted model, not a curated record. Gene Ontology annotation, molecular function: ATP binding; protein serine/threonine kinase activity. The transcript is spliced from 17 exons. The coding region runs from base 137 to 1711 and encodes 524 amino acids. Lineage: Eukaryota; Metazoa; Chordata; Actinopteri; Perciformes; Serranidae.